Molecule: messenger RNA, 1019 nt
Organism: Daucus carota subsp. sativus
Lineage: Eukaryota; Viridiplantae; Streptophyta; Magnoliopsida; Apiales; Apiaceae
Exons: 1
Coding region: 35-940 (301 amino acids)
Biological process (GO): root development; shoot system development
Source: RefSeq, a predicted model, not a curated record
CUUGUAACCAUUUGUGAAAAACAAACACUAGACCAUGAAUUGCUCCUUUGGGUUGCACCCAGUGAGGUCCAUUAGCUUGCCCUCUAGAUUGCACCCUACUUCCCUCAAAGUUGAUACAGAGUUUGACAAGCUUAAAAUUUGGGAAGCCUCAUUGCCAUCCUUGGAAGAAUCGAUUAGUGGCCAGACUAUCCUAAAAGGUCUGGUUGGGCUAGCUGAGCUGUACAAUAGUGUCGAGGAGCUUCUUCAGACUAGCCGCACUCAAGAAUCCAUUUUACACCAUCAAGAUAGUAAAGUUUUUGAAGAGGCACUUGAAGGUUCAGUGACUCUUCUUGAUGCGGGUAGCUGUGCUAAAGAUUUGUUGUCGAAGAUGAAAGAACAUGUGCAAGGACUUCAGUCAUCUUUGCGUAGAAGAGGUGGAGGUUCCAUCCAACAAGAUGUAAAUGCAUACACCACCUUCAGGAAGAAGGCAAAGAAGGAUGCUUUGAAGUGUAUUAGAUUACUAAAGAGAGCCGAAGGCAAAUUUGUGUUUUUGCCUCUAUUAGAAUUAGAUCCUCAUUUGUUGAUGGUGAUCAGAGUGCUUAGAGAACUAAGCAGUAUUACAAAUGUAAUUUUUCGACAUCUCUUAUUGUUUUUGUCCACACCAUCCCUUUUGAAAACCAAGCUUGGAGGAUGCUCCUUGAUCUCCAAACUGAUGCCAGUAGGUUUAGUCGUUAUUGAGAAGGGAAAGAAGAUCAAUAACGAAGUAGGGAGAGUUGAUGUUGCCCUUUGCAGCCUUAGUGCACAUGCUCGAGGUACUGGUGUUACAGAUGAAGUUCGAACUGUACAAAAUAAGUUAGAGGCACUUGCAGUCAGCAUUGAUGGACUCGAGUCUGGAAUAGACGCUGCAAUUAGGCGACUUAUCCAGUAUAGAGUGUCUCUCCUUAAUGUUCUUACUUGCUAGUUUCUCAAUCACCCCCUUAUUCUCUAGGGGUCAUAGGAUUAUACUUGUUUACAGAAUCUGCUUGUACAAAAAUAUGAUA